Messenger RNA from Tetrapisispora phaffii CBS 4417, 537 nucleotides. It is a transcript of the gene COQ10, whose product is annotated as ubiquinone-binding protein COQ10. Gene Ontology annotation, molecular function: ubiquinone binding. The transcript has a single exon. The record is from RefSeq and is a predicted model, not a curated record. Gene Ontology annotation, cellular component: mitochondrion. Lineage: Eukaryota; Fungi; Ascomycota; Saccharomycetes; Saccharomycetales; Saccharomycetaceae. Gene Ontology annotation, biological process: ubiquinone biosynthetic process; cellular respiration. Bases 1 to 537 code for a protein of 178 amino acids.
AUGCUUAAAAAUAUUGGUAAGAGGCAAUUGACGUUUAGGAGAUGUUUAUUUGGUGAUGGUUUAAAACCUAAGGAACAAACAUUUGUAUACAAAAGGAAAAUUAACAGUAACACAAAGUUACUAUACGAUGUUAUCUCAAAUGUAAAACAAUACCAAGAAUUUAUACCUUAUUGCAAAGAAUCCUUUGUCAAUAAGUCAGAUAAAAAUGGCUUACCAUCAGAAGCUGGACUUCGAGUUGGUUUCCAGAAGUACGACGAUAAAUUUACUUGUAAUGUCCUCUGUGAAGAUAAAGGUGCUAACAAUUACAAUAUCGUUACUGAAAGCAUUAGCCAUAAUUUAUUCUAUUUCUUAUAUGGCAAAUGGACAAUUACUCCUCUGCGGAACAAUAAGCAAAGCGAUCUUGAGUUGGAAUUGAAGUAUAAAUUCAGGUCACCUAUUUAUAAUGCAGUAUCGUCAAUAUUUGCAAAGAGUGCAACAUCUUUAGUGUUGCAUGCUUUUGAGAAAAGAGUAUAUGAAAUCAUUAAGAAGAGCAGGUAG